UGGCUGCUGGCAGGAUGGACACCUGGGAGGAGGUGAUUUGGUCCAAUGGCAGCACGACGCUGCCCCCACCCCUGGCGCCAAACAUCAGCAUGCCUCAUCACUGCUUAUUGCUACUCUAUGAAGAUAUUGGCACCUCUAGGGUUCGAUACUGGGACCUCCUCCUGCUCAUACCCAAUGUGUUCUUCUUCAUCUUCCUGCUCUGGAAGCUUCCACUCGCUCGGGCCAAGAUCCGCAUCACCUCCAGCCCCAUUUUUAUCACCUUCUAUAUCCUGGUGUUUGUGGUGGCACUGGUAGGCAUUGCCCGGGCUGUGGUGUCCAUGACGGUCAGCACCUCAGAUGCUGCUACUGUUGCUGACAAGAUCCUGUGGGAGAUUACUCGCUUCUUCCUGUUGGCUAUCGAGCUGAGUGUGGUCAUCCUGGGCCUGGCCUUUGGCCACUUGGAGAGUAAAUCAAGCAUCAAGCGGGUGCUGGCCAUCACCACCGUGCUGUCCCUAGCCUACUCUGUCACCCAGGGAACCCUGGAAAUCCUGUAUCCUGAUGCCCAUCUCUCAGCUGAGGACUUUAACAUCUAUGGGCAUGGUGGCCGCCAGUUCUGGCUGGUCAGCUCCUGCUUCUUCUUUCUGUUGUGUGGAUGCCACCACCUUCCUCUACUUCAGCUUGUUUGCACCACUCAUCUAUGUGACCUUCCUCCGAGGCUUUUUUGGCUCAGAGCCCAAGAUCCUCUUUUCGUACAAAUGCCAAGUGGAUGAGGCGGAGGAACCGGACAUGCACCUGCCCCAGCCCUAUGCAGUGGCCCGGCGGGAGGGCCUGGAGGCCGCGGGAGCCAUGGGAGCCUCUGCGGCCUGCUACUCGAGCACACAGUUCGACUCAGCAGGAGGUGUUGCCUACCUGGAUGA
This is a messenger RNA of Orycteropus afer afer, 896 nucleotides long. The record is from RefSeq and is a predicted model, not a curated record. NCBI's taxonomy places the organism in Eukaryota, Metazoa, Chordata, Mammalia, Tubulidentata, Orycteropodidae.